UCCUCCCGCUUAUUUCGCAACGCCCACUUUCAGACACGCUCAAUGUAUGCAGUUACCCAUGACUCCUAGCAGGCAAACUUGGUGCAUAGGCCACAGCACCACCCGAGUGAUACUGCCAAGCAAACUGUGACUACAUGGUAUUUGGUGAGACGAUCCUAUCAGAUCUUGUCCACCACACCACCAGCGGGAGAACCUUACCUGGGACAACACAUCAGAAUCCUAGAAUCUCCCCCUUCACUUUGGGCCAAAAGUGGUCCUCCUUUUGACCGAAUCAUCAAAAGAUUCCUUUCAAGUGCUACAGGAGGAUACUCCAGAGACAAUGGCUGAUAUUGAGAGGGACAAUCAACACACAGAUAUACUGCAGGUGCAAAUAAAACAGGAGGACGGAGAAGAGCCUCACGAUACAGAGGACCGUCUCAAGAGUUCUAAUACCGGAGAACAAAAGCCUUGUCACAUCUGCCCUGAUUGUGGUAAAAGUUAUACCCGUUCGGAUAAUCUUAAAACACACCAGAAAAUUCAUAUGACAGAGAGGCCGUACCUCUGCUCUGAGUGUGGUAAAGGUUUUACCCGCACAGAUCAUCUGAAAUCACACCUGAAAACACAUGAAAGAAAGAAGAAGAAACUUAAACACCCCUGUACUGAUUGUGUGAAAGGCUUUGUCCAUUUGGAGCAGCUUGAAAAACAUCUGGAAAAAAAUCACCUUACACACAAGGAAAAGAAACCUCAUGGCUGUCCAAGGUGUGAUGAGAGCUUUUCUGACCUGGAAGAACUAACAACACACUUGCCAGUACAUACUGAAGAGCUGGCCCUCUACUGCUCUGACUGCGGUAAGCGGUUCUUACACAAAGGAAAAUUUGAAAGACACCAGAGAGUACACAGUGGACAAAUGCCAUACAUAUGCACCCACUGUGGGGAGGGUUUUACACAGGCACAUAGUUUGAAACAUCACCAGCGAAUACACACUGGAGAGAAACCCUACCUCUGCAACGAGUGUGGGGAGAGUUUCAGACACGAUGCAACGUACAGGAGACACAAGCGCAAACACGAGCUACCACUCUCUGAAAAGAAAGCCUAUCCUUGCUCAGUAUGUGGGAAGACUUUUACCCGCUCCGAUGGAGUGAUGAGGCAUCUGAGGAGGUUCCAUUACGGAGAGAGAGCUCUCCAGUGCUCCUGCUGCGACAAACGUUUCUUUCAACAGGACACACUAACCACACACAUGAGAAUUCACACUGGAGAGAAACCGUACAGUUGCUCUGACUGUGGGAGAAGCUUCUCACAAGAUGGCGACCGAAAGAAACACCAGAAGAGGCACCACACUGGAGAGGGCACUUCACCUCUGACCCUCCAUGUGGAUGGCACAGGGACGCGCACACACACACUAUAACAGAGACAUACACACUAACAGACAGUAACAGGCAGACUCAAGACACAAAAACAGGCCAGUGGGUAAACCAGGUUGCAAUUAAGUUAUUCUGACAGCUUUGGCUUUAUUUUUUGUGUUUGUGUGUGAUAACAUGUAUUUCUCUCUCUCGUUUAAGUUCAUUGGCAAGGCAAAUUUUAGCCCAACUUCUCACUGUUUGUAAGAUGCUUACUGCUCAUUGCAGCUACUUAAGUGAUCAUCACCCACUCCAUUACUCUAUUACCCCUCUAUUCAUCCCCCCAAAUCCUUCUUUUAUAGCCUCCAUCUUCUCAUCUUCUAACCUUAGCCUAUCUAUACUCCUCUCUACCUCAACCCAGCCCGCUGUCCCUUCCUCUGUCCCAGCCCUCUGUCCCAGCCCUGCCUCAACCCAGCCGUGCCUCAACCUAGCCCUCUGUCCCAGCCCUGCCCCAACCCAGCCCUCUGUCCCAGCCCUGCCUCAACCCAGCCGUGCCUCAACCUAGCCCUCUGUCCCAGCCCUGCCUCAACCCAGCCCUGCCCCAACCUAGCCCUCUGUCCCAGCCCUGCCCCAACCCAGCCCUCUGCCCCAACCCAGCCCUCUGUCCCAGCACUGCCUCAAUACAACCCUCUGACCCAGCACUGCCUCAAUACAACCCUCUGACCCAGCACUGCCUCAAUACAACCCUCUGACCCAGCACUGCCUCAAUACAACCCUCUGACCCAGCCCUGCCUCAACACAACCCUCUGACCCAGCCCUGCCUCAACACAACCCUCUGACCCAGCCUCUAUUCUACUUCAGCCCUCCUCCGGUACUCCCUGGAUCCUGAGUGAGCCUCCACUCCCCCCUGCCCCUCAUGGCAGGUAUCAUGGACCCUGAGGAUACAAUUGUAACAGAACCCAAGGAUGAGGAUAUCCAACCUGAGGAUAGAAUCGAAACAGAACUGGAGGAUAGAAUUCUAAUGGAGCCUGAGGAUAGAAUUGGGACAGAACUGGAGGAUAGAAUUUUAAUGGAACCUGAGGAUAGAAUGGGAACAGAACUGGAGGAUAGAAUUCUAAUGGAACCUGAGGAUAGAAUCGGAACAGAACUGGAGGAUAGUGUUAAUUUAUCCAGAAGGUUCUGAUGCUGAGGAGCCAGAUGGGAUUCUCUUUGAGCCAGAGGAGCAACAAGCGGGAGAUGAGGAUGAUGAUAACAUCUUUGCCACAUGGAUGGGCCGCUACAAGAAAGCAGCAGAACAGGAGGACAAGGAUAAAGAGGUGGAGAAAAGAGAGGCAGUGAUAGAGGAGAGGAAGAACAGCUUCGAACGACAAGCUCCACCACGGGCAGACCGGCGGCAAUCACUACCCUGUCCAGUGAGUCUGUGUACAUGUGAGUUGCUGUUGUAGAGGAAUCUGCUUUGUCUUUGGGAGUUGUAUACACAGACCAGUAGGAGUGAGUUUUGAGGGUCAGAGGACUAGGACUGCUGUGUUUGACCGCUGACACUCAAGAUAAGUCAGUCACUCCGCCAGGAUCCCCUACCACACACCAACCCACCACAGGGCUCUUUAGCUCCUAGCCUGAACCCCAAAGUACAGGUAGAUAACUGUUUCUUCUUUCUCACGCUCAGUGUUAUAGGAAUUUCCAGGAGAACAAACAGGAGAGCAGUCGUAGGUUAAAGUCAAUCAAAAAUCAUUCCGGUUUAUUACAAGUUGCAACAGGGAGACACCACCUAGCACAGAAGCAGAGGAAAUGUCUAACUGGCCUCUUGGAGACGGACCCUUUUAUAUCCCUAUCAGACAGCAACACAUGUUCUGGAAACAGCAGCUAGACAUUUGAUGGAAGUCAAGACAAAAAGGCAGUGACUGUCAGCCAGAGAAAUAAAAGUUGUUACAUUGCUUUGUUGUGCCUUAGCUACAGCCAGGGGACAGGGACUAAUGGGAUUAUAAUAGGCAGGAGCAUACGUCAUUUACACCCCCCCCACUGUGUAUGUUUACUUGAGUUCCUUGUGUUGGGAAUUCAGAUUAAUUUAGUAAAUUAUCUGUCACUUAACCCCCCACUCCCCCUUCAUCUCUCUGUUUUUCUUUCCUCCUCGCUCUCUCGUGCACUUUUUCUCUCUGUCUCUGUGUGUGUGUUUCUCUCUCAGGCUCAACUCACAGCGAUGAUACAGUAAUCUCGUCUCCAUACCACUACUAGGGCCAUCGUCUCCCGCCAGGCCAAACUCCCUGCAAUGCAUCUCAUCCAUGAAUGAUCCUGGCUGCCCGAUACCAGCCAAUACUGAGUGACGAUCCUCCAUGAUUCCAUCCGCCAUUCCAGAUUAAAAUGCAAACGCGGUUCCGCAGGCGGAACGUCAUGUCUCCGGUACACUGGCGGAGUGGCUGUGGAGGAAGCAGGCGUGUUGUGUGCAGGUGGUGCUCUUGCCAGAACCACUCUACUGGAGCUCCACUCGGGUCAAAGUACCCUGAGAACCAUGUAGAACAGCCUAGAACUGGACAGAACCACCUAGAACUGGACCCAACCUCUCACAACUGCAUAUAGUUGGAAAGAACUGCCUAGACAGAACUACACCGAACCUGGAAGAACUACCCAGAACUGACGCGAACCGGUGAAGAACUGCCUGGCGUUGUAAUGAACCUUGCAGAACUGCCUAGCGUUGUAAUGAACCUUGCAGAACUGCCUAGCGUUGUAAUGAACCUUGCAGAACUGCCUAGCGUUGUAAUGAACCUUGCAGAACUGCCUAGCGUUGUAAUGAACCUUGCAGAACUGCCUAGCGUUGUAAUGAACCUUGCAGAACUGCCUAGCGUUGUAAUGAACCUUGCAGAACUGCCUAGCGUUGUAAUGAACCUUGCAGAACUGCCUAGCGUUGUAAUGAACCUUGCAGAACUGCUUAGAUACGGACAUCACUUAUUUGUAUUUAUUUUUAUUUGACCUUUAUUUAACUAGGCAAGUUCGUUAAGAACAAAUUCUUAUUUUCAAUGACGGCCUAGGAACAGUGGGUUAACUGCCUGUUCUGAAUCUAGAGCGCUGUGCUGAGAGAGACCUCUGUAUUCCCCCAAAUCCCAAUAAUCCAGUAUCUUUUAAUAUUGUUUGUGUGAUAGUGUAUGAGUGAAAUGUAUGGAUGUUUUUCCAAAGGUUUUACUUAUAAGAAUCGAUUCAACGUGUUUAUUUCAAGAUGUUGUUUGUUUAGUCAAAUAAGGGCAUUUACAUUUUUACAUUGUAUCCCAUCUACGUCUUUGUUUUCCCCUAGUCAUUGAAUAAAAUACUUGGUUGUUCUAAUUGUAAAAUGUAUACUAAGUUGUAUCAUCUUUAUUACUGUGUACUACUGUGAGGUUUCCACCACAAAUAUAAGGCUCUGCUGCCCCCUUUUGUUAUUGUGGUACUGCAGUUAUCCCCAGUCCGUCCCGUCUCCGUGGUUACACAGUGGCGGAAGUUAUCGCAAUCCACCUGUUGCACUUCGAACUAGAAAAAUAGCUCGACAAAUCGAUAUUUGACGUUCUUAAAAACUAAGUCAGUCGAAGCAACGGGAAAGUUCUAGAAUUACUAACUACAUUCUAUCCGUGUCAACUUUAAUGGACAAACUAAAGAAAGUUUUGAGUGGCCAAGAUGGCAACAAUGAUGACGGCGACAUAUUGCAAGCGGCGAACCAAGCCUCCACCCUGGGCUGGGGCACGCGCAUGAAGGGCUUUAUCGCAUGUUUCGUGCUCGGGGUCUUGUGUUCCAUUCUGGGGACAUGCUUGCUGUGGAUUCCAAGGGUUGGUCUGAUUCUGUUUGCCGUGCUGUACACACUCGGCAAUGUUGCCUCUCUGUGCAGCACUAUGUUCCUGAUGGGACCCCUUAAUCAGCUGAAGAGGAUGUGUGCCAAAGAAAGAGCACUGGCCACAGCUAUCAUGCUGACCUGUCUGGUGCUAACUAUGUGUUCUGCUUUCUGGUGGAAGAAUAAUGGUCUAGCCUUACUCUUCUGUAUUCUACAGUUUCUAGCCUUCGCUUGGUAUGGCCUGUCCUACAUUCCAUUCGCAAGGGAUGCCGUGAUAAAGGCCUUCUCUGUCUGUCUGAAGUGAGGCUGCAAACCUCCCUUUCACUCUCCCUCUGAGGGGUUAUGAUGUGUGUGUGUUUGGGGGUUGGCUAAAGCCCUCAACUCUCUGGCAAACACACAGACGCCACACAGGUGUGCUGGAAUGGUGCCCACUGAGUAAACACUCGUCAGCGAAUGCUUUCCAGAGCAGAAGUGUACCUGAGGUAUGAUGUUGUGUAGAGGAAUCUGUUUGUGAGGGAUGCCUUAUCUUAUGUGUGUGUGGUGUGGUGUCUGUCCCUUUUAAGGUUGGUGUAUAUGUGAAUUGUGUGUGUUUUUCUACACUGUGAGUCCAGCUCCUCUUAAUUUACUGUGGGGGAAGGGUCAAUGCACCACCUCUGUCAUUUCUAUAUUUCUAUAACUGUAAAUCAAACCAGACCAAAACUAUUCAGAUCUAUAUUUAGGUGCCAACAUGGUGUGUCUUCACUAGUUAGUUGUACUGUAGGUCUUUAUUUACAUGUGUUUACAAUGGACAGCUGACUACUGAUCAUUUCACCGGCUCAGGUCUGGAAAUCUGUACAGUCAGAGGACUUUUUGCACCUAAUCCCAAGUGCACCAGGAGUCUGAAUAUAAGGGCCUGCUGUUAAACGUUCUUCUAGCUGGAUAGAUAUACAGUUGAAGUUGGAAGUUUACAUACACUUAAGUUGGAGUCAUUAAGACUUGUUUUUCAACCUCUCCACAAAUUUCUUGUUAACAAACUAUAGUU
Oncorhynchus kisutch (coho salmon) is the source of this 6127-nucleotide messenger RNA. RefSeq names its product SFT2 domain containing 2b (gene sft2d2b). Gene Ontology annotation, cellular component: membrane. The transcript is spliced from 10 exons. Lineage: Eukaryota; Metazoa; Chordata; Actinopteri; Salmoniformes; Salmonidae. Gene Ontology annotation, biological process: vesicle-mediated transport. Bases 4922 to 5410 code for a protein of 162 amino acids. The record is from RefSeq and is a predicted model, not a curated record.